This is a messenger RNA of Chlamydomonas reinhardtii, 2225 nucleotides long. RefSeq lists its product as uncharacterized. NCBI's taxonomy places the organism in Eukaryota, Viridiplantae, Chlorophyta, Chlorophyceae, Chlamydomonadales, Chlamydomonadaceae. The coding region runs from base 677 to 1357 and encodes 226 amino acids. The transcript has 2 exons. The record is from RefSeq and is a predicted model, not a curated record.
GAGAUAGAGCAUUAGGGAAGAACUAAUAUCCCAACUGUCCAACUCUUCACUGAGGAGGGCAAUGCGCCGCUCUCAGGCAAUGACCUCGCCUUUGCGUGCCACCGCACGCAGUUGAGUACACAAUGACGCAUCUAUAACCUUUAUCCAUACAGUUUCUAGCCGGCGACCUUGCGUGUGGCGGGAGCGUCAAGCCCGCUGUGCCUCUGCACACGAAGCGGGGCACUUGUGCCCCUGCAACUGAUGCUUCCUUACAUACAAAAUCGCUCCUGACAUUCUUAACGUCGAGCGCGGUUGAAGCUACGCGAUCACGAUGGAACCAGUGCCCGACUUCGCCGACCUGCUGCAGCAGCUGAACAUCAGCACGCCGAUCCGUGUACAGUCGCUCCGCGCUCAUCAGGAAGAAAUAGAGAGAGCUGUAGAGAGAGAGCGGGAGAGAGCAGGAUGGGUGCUACCCAGCGGAGGUCGCGCCGAAGCGCCAUCUUCGCACCGCGUCGUUGCUGGCCCGGCCUUCCGCUCUGGUCUGCGUACACAUUAGCUCCGCAACACUCGUCAUUCGCUGGUUUGCCACGGCGGCUAUGCCGACAGCAUCGUGUGCAGCGGCCACGUGGACGGCGAGGAGGCGGUCCUCAAGCUGUUGGGCCCGGAGAGGCACGUCGUUGCGGCGUAUGAGGCGGAGAUGAGCGCCUACGCGGCUCUGGCGGCGUGGCAGGGGCACGUGCUGCCACGGCUGCUGGCUGCGGGCACCACGCGCACGCUGGUCCCGCUGGGGGAGGACCCGGACACCUGGGUGCCGCCGCCGCCGCCGGACCAGGUGUUCUUCAUUGCCACCGCCCGCGUGCCCGGCCUGACGCUGCGCGAGUUGUUGACACAGCGGGGGUGCAUCGAGCCGGCGGUGGCGCGGGCGGCCGUGCGCGCGCUGCAGACGCUGCAUGCGGUGGAGAUACCCACGGCGGCCGCUGUUGGUGCAGAUGCUGGUGGCGGCGGCGGCGGCGGGCGCUUCCUUCACGGCGACGUGAAGCUCAGCAACAUCAUGUUGCUGCUACCGCCCGCCGCCGCGGAACAGCCGCCCGAGGUAGAGCCCGCGACCAUGGCGGCGGCGGCGGCCGGAGCAGAGCCCGCCGAUGCGGGUGGCGCAUCGGACAUGGCGCAUGAUGGCAGUGGCGGUGGCGCGGCUAGCUCCAUCGGGAUGCAGCCGGCGGCGGCGGCGGCGGGUAUGGCCGAGGGCGCGGUGGAGGAGGAGGUGCGGUGCGUUGUGAUUGACCUGGGGCUGUCGCGGCUGGACGCCACCGCGGAGGAGCAGCGGGCAGAGCUGCACGAGCUGGAGCAGCUGCUGCGUGAGGCAGCAGGGCCGGCAUAGCGGCACAUGCCCACACGCACACAUGCGCAGCAGGUGUGGCGGCGGUGGUGGUAGCGGUGGCAGUGUGUGGUGCUGCCGGCGCGGUGCGGUGCUUCACGCCGUGGCACGGCAGGCGGCGUCAAACCCACUGGCAAGUGCGCAUCACCCACUCAACAGAAAGAGCUCCUGUGGGGCCUGGCUGUUGCUGCUGUGGUUUCGUGUGACUGAGAUGGUGUAGUGUACGGCGGUGGGCAGGUUGGGAUAUGAUAUAAGAGCAGGAGUUGGUGUACAGGGGCUUGCAUACCGUAUUUAAGUAGGAUGCAGCCAUACAUGCGGGACGGACGCAGGAACGUGUGCGACACACUGAGGCUCAAGUAUGCAAGUAUGCACGUUAAGCCGUCUUUAGCACAAACAAAGCGUUGGAGGACUCAAUUUGCGCGUCCUGGCGUGGGCAUGUCAGCAAGUGUCCCCACAUUCGACACAUGCGCACUGACACGGCUGGGCUCUCGAUGCGCAUGAAUCUGGCCAAAUGUCAACACAUACACACUGACGGGACUCUCAAGCGCUGGUGCGCAUGAUUUCAUGUUUGACAAGGCUGCCGAUGCACGGUAUCCAUACAUGAAAUGGCGGAGAGCACCACUCUUGUAUUUAAUAAUGGGGUUGUAACCCUAAACAACAAGGUUUUGUCCGUGGGGCGGUGGGGGUGUCGGUCGUCCCCUCAAGGUAGGGGGGUCCCGGGGGAGUUCGGGGCAUGGGGUCUUUAUGGCACUUUAUUUGUUUCCUACCCCCCUGCCCCGGCCACUGGUCUGAGCGUCUGCGCCAAUUGAUGAGUUGAUCACGGCGUCCAAGAGUCCGUAAUGCGCGUGUGCCCUUGUAAUCUCACCAAGCG